Lathyrus sativus (Indian pea) is the source of this 690-nucleotide messenger RNA. The record is from the annotation of a GenBank genome assembly. NCBI's taxonomy places the organism in Eukaryota, Viridiplantae, Streptophyta, Magnoliopsida, Fabales, Fabaceae.
AUGGCAUCUUGUAUAUCAAACUCUCUAUCAUUCCAAGGGAGGAAGACAGGACCAAAUUGCUUAUUUGGUUGGAACAUAGGCAGAAAGAGAGUUGAUGACAAACCUCAGAUUAAAUACCAUGAUAUUGAUCUCACUUUCUCAACUUCUCUCGUUUCCAAAACAUUUUUGAAAGGUAAGGAACUAAAGUGCUGCUACAGGGCAACAAUAGAUGGAUUUAGUGCAACAAAUUUCCAUCAAUGUUGUGACUUUAAAGGACCAUGUGUAAUAAUAGGCUACACAAACAACUCUUUCAAGUUUGGUGCAUUUAACCCUGAAGGAUAUAGAAGCACAGAUGAUUACUAUGACACAUUUGAUGCAUUUCUAUUUUAUUGGAUAGAAAAUAAAAAUGAACCCAUCAUUUUGCCUAAGGUUGGUGGAAGUGGUGCAGCUUUGUUUGAUUAUGCUCGUGGCGGGCCACAGUUCGGGGCUGACGGGCUUCUCAUCGGUCCCCCGUUAGCACCGGUUAUGGGUGGUUUUGCUGGGCCGGAUACUAAUUCUGGUGUUGGUGAUUUAACACAAGCUAAGUCUAGAUUGGGAUUGUCUUAUGCUAAAAGGGAAGAUGGCAAGGAGUCUAUCUUUGGUGAUGAGUCAAGAGCAAUUAUUCAAGAAGUUGAAGUGUUUUGUAGCCCUAAAAUUGCAAGCUUAUAUUAG